Messenger RNA from Periophthalmus magnuspinnatus, 816 nucleotides. RefSeq names its product troponin T, cardiac muscle isoforms. Lineage: Eukaryota; Metazoa; Chordata; Actinopteri; Gobiiformes; Gobiidae. Gene Ontology annotation, biological process: regulation of muscle contraction; cardiac muscle contraction; sarcomere organization. Gene Ontology annotation, cellular component: troponin complex. The record is from RefSeq and is a predicted model, not a curated record. Gene Ontology annotation, molecular function: troponin C binding; troponin I binding; tropomyosin binding.
CUCCAUUGCCAAGAUGCAGAAGAAGACAAUGAAGAAGAAGCCAAACGCAAAUCAAAGCCUAGUUUUGUACCUGGCCUGGCACCACCAAAGAUCCCAGAUGGAGAAAAAGUGGACUUUGAUGACAUUCACAGAAAACGAAUGGAGAAAGACCUGACAGAGCUGCAAAGUCUGAUUGAGGCUCACUUUGACAAAAGAAAGAAGGAGGAAGAGGAGCUGCUGAACCUCACUGACCGAAUUGAGAAACGCAGGUCGGAACGAGCAGAACAAAUUAGAUCAGAGCAGAGAGAGGAAAAGGAACGACAGAACAAAAUGGCGGAAGAAAAGGCCAGAAAAGAAGAAGAAGAAGCAAAGAAAAAAGCUGAUGACGACGCCAGGAAAAAGCUCAUUCUAAGCAACUUGAGUUUCACUGGAUACAAGCAGGCACAAAAUGGAACCAAACGACAAACCGAGCGGGAGAAGAAAAAGAAAAUUUUAAGUGACAGGCGCAAAGAGUUAAACAUUGACCACCUCAAAGAAGACAAACUCAAGGACAAAGCCAAGGAACUGUGGGAGCGCCUGCGCCAACUAGAGGCUGAAAAAUAUGAACUGCAAUACAAGCACACGAAACAAAAAUAUGAGGUCACUGUACUGAGGAACCGUGUCAGUGAUCAUCAAAAAAUCUCUAAGGGAGGACGGAGCAAACGUGGCCUCAGGAAGUAACUGUCAUCUGCAGCGGGAAACUGUCUGACAUGCAUGAGUGUAAAAGAUUAAUUGUAAUGGUUUGUUAAUACUUGAAACAGAAAACCUACCACAGCUACUCUAUAUGAUGUUUCAAAU